GGACCCACCAAGGUGGUGGCGAGACUGUCGAGCGAAACAGAACCCGUUUCGGACCCGCAGUCACGUUUUAUCAGCGUCGCGACGCACUGCAGACGAAGUUAAAGAAAAGGACGAGGAAGUUAAAGAAGAAGAGAAAGGGAAGAAAGGGGGAAGGAGAGAGAGAGAGAGCCUCCUUAGAACAGUAGCUUCAAGACGGAGAUCUCAAAGACUUCACGAAUCUCUUUAGGACUUUCUUCAGGAUGUUGGAAGUGGGAAAGCACGUGCUUCUUCGUGGUCUUCUGCCACUGGUGAUUCUGGCCACCUUGAGUGGGGCUCAGUUCCGGUGUCCGGAGCCUAAGGGUUUCUUCCCUGAUCCCGAACAGUGCGAUCUUUAUUACGCCUGCGUGGAUGGUCAGCCUGAGGAGAAACUCUGCAAGGAUGGACUCGUUUUCAGGGAUGACAAUCCCAAGAAGGAACUCUGCGAUAUACCGGCGAAUGUACCUUGCGGUGACCGCACAGUUUUACAGGAGCCGCAACCAAGCAAGGGCUGCCCACGAGCAAAUGGCAUUUUUAGCCACGAGGACCCGACUGCGUGUGACCGUUUUGUCAAUUGCAUCGAUGGAGUAGUGCAAGUAGUGCCCUGUCCGCCCGGACUAAUCUAUGAACCCAAGAUGUCGAGUUGUGUCUGGCCGGCAGACGCUACUCGUCUAUGUGAGAACGCAAAACGCGAUGUCCUGGACGAUGGCUUUGUAUGCCCUGACGGCGACGUCGCCGGUCCGUCCGGCAGAAUCUUGCCGCAUCCCACGUAUCCGCAUCCCGAGGAUUGCGCCAAGUUCUACAUCUGCAAGAACGGUGUGGUACCGCAAAAGGGCCAAUGCGAGCCGGGCACCGUGUACAACGAGGACAGCUUCAGGUGCACGGAACCAGAAUCCGUGCAGGGAUGCGAGGACUAUUACAAACGUAAAAAUUGAGUUGGAGAAGCGAAGGUGCCGCAGUUAACCGCAACGUGUGUAAUGCUCAUCUUUUUACCCAUAGGAACAAUAAAUGCAUGUGAUAUGCUUACGUAAACGUCACUGCAUGAUCUUUGCGAGAGUGAUCGCGCUUUCGCCCUCCCCGCGACAAAUCACUACCCCCUUUCUCCUUUUACAUAAACAAAUUUGCAUUCGGAAAAUCCGUAAUAAAGCCGUUGUCGGUUGCGGAUCAUUAAUCCGCGUUCGCGAAAGAAAACCCCACAGACUGACGAUAUCAAGUUCUAUAUAAUAUCUGUUAGAUAAAUCCUCCGCUCAAACCGGUUCGAUUUUAUAUAAUUAUCGAUUAUGUCGAAAUUUUAUUGUAAAAGCACAUGAACGCAAAACAGUUGGCCGUAAUUUAAUUCCGCAAUUAAAUAACUUUGAAGAAAUGAAAUUUAUUUAUUAUAUUCUA
Messenger RNA from Acromyrmex echinatior (Panamanian leafcutter ant), 1401 nucleotides. RefSeq names its product Peritrophin-44. NCBI's taxonomy places the organism in Eukaryota, Metazoa, Arthropoda, Insecta, Hymenoptera, Formicidae. Gene Ontology annotation, cellular component: extracellular region. Gene Ontology annotation, molecular function: chitin binding. The record is from RefSeq and is a predicted model, not a curated record.